This is a messenger RNA of Heterocephalus glaber (naked mole-rat), 2419 nucleotides long. The record is from RefSeq and is a predicted model, not a curated record. Lineage: Eukaryota; Metazoa; Chordata; Mammalia; Rodentia; Bathyergidae.
UCUGCUGCUCCGCGGCCAACGCGCGGCCCUAGGAUGCCCCGACGGAACCGUGGGGCUGAGCGCACCCCACGCACCCACAGCCUCCUGUUGGGGUCAAAGCCUUGCGCCCGCGGCCCAACGACAAGCAGGGCUACGUAUGGGAGUGAAGUCCCCCCAAAGCACAAAAACGUUUGGGGUUCAAGCCCCUGCCACCCUGUUGCCCACUCCCCAACAUGGCGGACUUCACACCAGUCAACGGCAGCUCAGGCAACCAGUCCGUGCGCCUGGUCACCUCGGCCCACAAUCGCUACGAGACCGUGGAGAUGGUGUUCAUCGCCACGGUGACGGGCUCACUGAGCCUGGUGACUGUCGUGGGCAACAUCCUGGUGAUGCUGUCCAUCAAGGUCAACAGGCAGCUGCAGACGGUCAACAACUACUUCCUGUUCAGCCUGGCGUGCGCAGACCUCAUCAUAGGCGCCUUCUCCAUGAACCUCUACACUGUGUACAUCAUCAAGGGCUACUGGCCCCUGGGCGCCGUGGUCUGUGACCUGUGGCUGGCCCUGGACUACGUGGUGAGCAACGCCUCUGUCAUGAACCUCCUCAUCAUCAGCUUCGACCGCUACUUCUGCGUCACCAAGCCCCUCACCUACCCCGCCCGGCGGACCACCAAGAUGGCUGGGCUCAUGAUCGCCGCCGCCUGGGUCCUGUCCUUUGUGCUCUGGGCGCCUGCCAUCUUGUUCUGGCAGUUUGUGGUGGGGAAGAGGACAGUGCCCGACAACCAGUGCUUCAUCCAGUUCCUAUCCAACCCAGCGGUGACCUUUGGCACGGCCAUCGCAGCCUUCUACCUGCCUGUGGUCAUCAUGACGGUGCUGUACAUCCACAUCUCCCUGGCCAGUCGCAGCCGUGUCCACAAGCACCGGCCCGAAGGCCCCAAGGAGAAGAAGGCCAAGACGCUGGCCUUCCUCAAGAGCCCGCUGGUGAAGCAAAGCGUCAAGAAGCCCCCGCUGGCUGGAGCGGCCCGCGACGAGCUUCGAAACGGGAAGCUGGAGGAGGCCCCGCCACCGGCCCUGCCGCCACCACCACGCCCCGUGGCCGACAAGGACACCUCCAACGAGUCCAGCUCGGGCAGCGCCACCCAGAACACCAAGGAACGCCCCCCCACGGAGCUGUCUACCACAGAGGCCGUGCCCGCCCCUGCCCUGCAGCCGCGGACCCUCAACCCGGCAUCCAAGUGGUCCAAGAUCCAGAUAGUGACGAAGCAGACAGGCAAUGAGUGUGUGACAGCCAUCGAGAUCGUGCCCGCCACGCCUGCCGGCAUGCGCCCGGCGGCCAAUGUAGCCCGCAAGUUUGCCAGCAUCGCUCGAAACCAGGUGCGCAAGAAGCGGCAGAUGGCGGCCCGGGAGCGCAAAGUGACGCGGACCAUCUUUGCCAUCCUGCUGGCCUUCAUCCUCACGUGGACGCCCUACAACGUCAUGGUCCUGGUGAACACCUUCUGCCAGAGCUGCAUCCCCGACACGGUGUGGUCCAUUGGCUACUGGCUCUGCUACGUCAACAGCACCAUCAACCCCGCCUGCUACGCGCUCUGCAACGCCACAUUUAAAAAGACCUUCCGGCACCUGCUGCUGUGUCAGUACCGGAACAUCGGCACCGCCAGGUAGGCGGGCGGGCGAGCCCAGGAGGUGCUGGUGUCACGUGGGCUGGGGGACCACGUGACGGAGGCCCCGUUCCACGUUCCCGUUUGCUGCAGAGGAUGGAGGCUCAGGAAGUGGCUCUGGCUGGAUUUCGAGACCAGAUCCCUGCUCAGGACCUGGAGGCUCGGCCCAGGGACCCUGUCUGUCCCUCCGCCUCAGGAGGCUGGGGACAUUGGCUGGGGUGUGCAGCGGCCCCAUGGUAGCCAACCAGCCACAGAGCAGGAAGGAUGGACACGUGGAGGAGAGCAGAGGGGUCAGGCUCGGAAGGAUGGAAGGGUGGGUUCCCCAUUCUGCUGUGAUCGGUGCUUUCUGCCUUCCUGCCCCCCGCAUGUAGGCUCAGUCCCUUUCCCCAAACCCCAUGCAGGGGCACCUGCAGCUGCUCAGCCGAGCUCUGGGGGCCACUGUGUGUGGGGAGUGCAGGCUGUAUGCACCAGGCCCCGCACCUCCCCUCCCCUCCCCCUCAUCUAGCCAGGUCUGGGAGGUGAUGAAGGACUCCCCUCCCUCUGCCAGGCCCAGGUGAGGGCUCCCAGCUGCACUUCUGCCUCCUCCCGCACCGCUGCAGGUCUGAGAAGUUGGGGACCCACACAGGCCUCGGCGGAACUUCCUGCCUGGCAGUGGCUGGACCGGGAGGCUCCUGUCCUGGUGAGACUGAGUCUCAGUGAAUUAUGGGUCCCUUCCCCAGGCGGGUGGGUUCUCAGGAGAGAAGACUGAACAACUUAGGGAGACAGACAGGGGACCCUUUCAGGGGC